AUGCAACACUUCUAUGUGAUAGUUUCAUCUUACAGUGAAAUUACUAAAAAUGAGUACAUUGAUCCAAGAACUGCCCCGGUUGCCAUAGUUGAUCAUGUUAAUCAGAUUUGUACAAAGGUACGGCCUGCAAAUGAUGAAGAGCUUCCGUCUUUGUAUAUUGAGGAGUACAGAAAUGCUCUUGAUGCUGAAAUCCAGAUAUAUGUUAGUGAAUCUUAUCCGAAAGGUAUAUCUGCAGUUAAUUGUGUGAAGGGGAAAGAUACAGAGGGUCCAGGGUCCGACUUUGAGUUUGUUGUUAUAAUUACUGCCAUGAGACUAAGUCCCCAGAACUUCUGUAAUGGAAGUUGGAGAUCUGUAUGGAACAUUGAUUUCCAGGAUGAGUCCCAGGUGCUUGACAUAAAAGGGAAACUGCAGGUAGGAGCUCAUUAUUUUGAAGAGGGAAAUGUGGAAUUAGAUGCAAAAAAAGAUUUCCAAGAUUCAACAAUAUUUCAGUCUGCAGAUGACUGCGCGAUUGCCAUAGCCAAUAUUAUCAGGCACCAUGAAACAGAGUACCUUGCAGCCCUAGAGGUAGCUUAUUCUAAAUUACCGGAUAACACUUUCAAGGAUUUGAGGAGGAAACUUCCGGUGACACGAACUCUGUUCCCAUGGCAGAACACUUUACAGUUCAGCCUAACAAGAGAGGUCGAGAAAGAACUUGGACUUGGCAAUAUCAGUGAUAUUAUUUCUGUUGUGUCGUGUGUCUUUAUCCUCUUGAAAAGAGAAAAAAGCUCUGAUGCCGAGAAUCGAACCCGAGUCUCCUGGGUGAAAGACGGCUAUCCUAACCGCUGGACGACGUCGGAUUUGAUGUCAGAAGAUUUAAAACAGAAUAGUUGUUCGAAAUUCUGA
Camelina sativa (false flax) is the source of this 882-nucleotide messenger RNA. The record is from RefSeq and is a predicted model, not a curated record. NCBI's taxonomy places the organism in Eukaryota, Viridiplantae, Streptophyta, Magnoliopsida, Brassicales, Brassicaceae.